AACUCUUCAGUACCUGCACUUCAGUGGGCGGUACUUGUCCUCACGGAUGCGUGGACUAGGUUCCUGCUGCAUAAUACACGCGCACCUCCCCUUCCUCCCCCCAUCACCGUGGCUGACGAAUUCUUCGACUGCUCUCGACUUGAGCACGCCUUCGACACCCAGGAGCAGGUCGACGUCUCUCGUGACGACCCGAAAAGCGACGGAGACAAAGCUCCUUUCUUCAUCUGCGAUCGACAACCGUGCCCUAAUCGCACCCCACGGUCCAUCACUGUUGACGAAGGACACUUCGUACCAAUCCGACGGGUCCAACAUCCCCGCGGCCCUGCACUCCGGUACGCUGGUACCUCGAGAUCUACAUCUCGCCACGUCACUCCCGUCCCAUCCCGACCUGCCUCGCCAGGCACCCGCAUCCCCCAACCUGUCGCCAGUACAGGUCAAGCGCGAGGAGAUCCCUAUCUCCCUCGAGGAACUGAGGCAGUCGCACAGCCUUCAGCGACCCCUCAAGCGAUCCCCCAGCCCUCCUUGGGGCCACGGCUGGAAAGGCCUCCCAAGACCGAGUCCCGCGACACUCCGCCGCAUUCUUGGGCCAGCUCGUCGUCAGCGGUCACCGCCUCGACUUCAGUCCCUGUCCUACGUCACCCCGCCUCCAGGCUUCCUCAACCGGCUUCACCGCCGUCGCCGCCGCGAGGCCGCUCAAGCACUCGUUCCUCGAGAAGUUCGCCCGGCGGACAGUCACAACAGUCGCCUCCGUCCGCGGGCAGUCCUUCGUCCCCCUCGUCGCCGAUAAUGUCGUCCCCCCCUGCAGCCGUCCUCGACAAGGAGACAUUGAAACUCCUCCUGCCCCUCCGAUACGAUGGCAAAACCGUCAUCGACUGCGACAGGUUCUUGUCGCAGCUACGCAUCUACUGGAUGGUCAACACGUCGUUGACCACCAUCGAACUCAAGGUGCAGGUCGCGCUUAGCCUGCUCGAUGGAGAUGCCCGCGCCUGGGCCACUCCUUACUUCGCCCAGCUCGUAUCAGUGCAGAUAGGGGUGCAAGGGGCUACGACCCCGUUCGCAAACGAAGCGGCCUUUGCCGCCGCCUUCAAGGCCCGCUUCGGAAAUCUCGACGACGAGGCGGCAGCACAAGUAGAGCUGGCGAAGCUCUGCGCGGACAAGUCGGUCCGUGAAAAACGCAUCGCUGCGGAGUUCUCCGCGCUGUUCAAGGGUCCGGCGGACCGCUCUGGGUAUGGAGACCUGGAGCUACGCGACAAGUACCUAAGCGGCAUCCCCUCCCGCGUCUACCGAAAGAUCGAGCUCGAGACUUUCACCACGUGGCAAGACGCUGACAAGCGCGCCACUGAGGUCGAGCAGAUCCUCGACAUUAGCCGGGCCCGUCGGCCCGAGCUCAAUAACUUCUUCUCGACCCGAGGUCGAGGACGCGGCGGGGCACGUGGUGGUGCACCAUCGACGCACGCAGCUUCGGCCAGCAUCAAUGCGGCCGUCGGAAAAGGCAACUUCCCCGGCACAUGCUUUGGCUGUGGGAAGCAAGGGUACCAACGCUUCGAGUGCCCCAAUUGUAAGGACAAGCCUUACACAAAACGCGCCGACGCGCGGGCUACGGUUGCCUCGGGCUCCACCCAGGCUGCGACAAGCGCCCCCGUCACGACAACACCCUCGGCAAGUAUAAGUGCCGCUUCAGCGAAAUCCGAGCAAUCGGAGCUGGCGGACUUAAUGGCACAGGUGAAGUCGAUGCGCGAGGAGCUCGAGCACUAUCGAGCGAUGAAGGAGGAGGGUUUUUGA
Molecule: messenger RNA, 1782 nt
Organism: Postia placenta MAD-698-R-SB12
Lineage: Eukaryota; Fungi; Basidiomycota; Agaricomycetes; Polyporales; Adustoporiaceae
Exons: 2
Source: RefSeq, a predicted model, not a curated record